UUCAAAAGUAAAUAGUCAAUAUGUAUAGCCUAGUGGAGUUAUCACGAUGACCCGUUGUAUCCAUGUUUCCAGAUACCUAUGGUAGUGUUUGAGAUCACUGUCGUUCUCAUGGCAACCUGAACAUGUGGAAGCCAACCAAGAAUCAGAAAUUUGGCGUAGUUAUCUACAACUUUGAACAUGAAAACCUUCAGCAGGCGUUGAGACUCGAUGUGGGAGAUACUGUGCAGAUAUUAGAAGAAUGCGCUGGCUGGUACAGAGGCUUCAACUCAAGAAACAGAAAUGUCAAAGGCAUAUUUCCUGCGCAGUUUAUCCAUCUCAAGCCAUUCAAGAUUGAUAAUGAAGGUGUCUAUGAAACGGUAACACCUGUGGAAGAUCCUGUUGUGCAGGAGGCGGCAUCCGUGCUGAGAGAAUGGGGGCAAAUAUGGAAGAAACUUUAUGUGGUAAAUAAUCAAAAUUGACUCUGGGAUGCUGUCCGGAAAGCCAUGAUGGAUGUGGCUGACUGGAGGAAACAGCUCAUCACGGGAACGCUUACCUCAGACCAGAUAGCACAACUCAAAUUAAAAAUAACGCGGAAAAUAGACUGGGGAAACAGGAAGCUGGGACUUGACCUUGUGCCCCGAGUCGAUGGGGAGAUGGUGGAUCCCGAUUGUGUUAGUGUGGUAGAGCUUCAUCAGGUGCAUGUACAAAGUGCUGAAGCUUCACAAACUCACACUCAGGGCCUUGGAACACUUGGAAAGAGGAAGGAGAGGAGGAAAAUCUUGAGUCAUCACUUGUUUUUCUGUAUGAGAGAUUUCUCAUACUACUUAGGAGAAGAUGCUGAGGUUUUCUUCUCCUUGUAUGAUGCACAGAGAGGAAAGAUUAUAAGUGAAAGAUUUCUAGUCAAAUUAUCAAAAGAAGGAUUUUCAAAUUAUAUUGAAAAAAUCCAUAGUAACUGCACAAUAUUUACAGACCUUGGUAGUGGAGACCUAGCAUCAGACUUGUAUAUUGUUGCACAUGUUGUUAGAGUUGGAAGGAUGCUGUUCUCAGAGUCAGUGAAGAAGACCUCAUCCCACUGUUAUCGCAGACCUCAUGGUGUUGCUCUGUUCAGAUUAUCACAGUCUGUUCUCCAAGGCAGUGAGGGAGAGGUUGAGCUAACAGGAAAACUGUUUACUUCUGAUGAGAAGGACUUUUGGCAGCUUCACGAACUGGUUCUUAAGAAGCAGUCAAACAAAUAUUCUAUCCUGUCUAACAAUGCCAGUUAUGGUUUGGUUGUGAGUGUGAAGGUGGUGCAUGGUGAGUUAGAACAAGCCACCAAGGAAAAUCCCCUGCUGCUCAAGAAUGUGUGUGUUACUAAGAAACUUGGCUUCUCAGAUGUCAUUAUGCCUGGAGAUGUAAGAAAUGACUUAUAUGUGACCCUAAAUAAUGGAGACUUUGAGAAGGGAGGGAAGACUGUUGGUAAAAAUAUUGAAGUUACUGUACUGGCAUUAGACUCAGAUGGGAAAGCUCUGGAGUGUAUUUACAGUGGUAUGGGACAUGAUGGAAGCACCGAGUUUUCAUCCAUGAUAAUGUAUCACAACAAUUCUCCUCGUUGGAAUGAACGGCUAAAAGUUGCCAUCCCUAUUGACCAGUUUGCAGGUGCACACCUGAGACUGGAAUACAGGCAUUGCUCAACUCGUGAAAAAAAUGAAAAGAAACUCUUUGGCUUUUCAUUUGUCCGUCUUAUGGAUGAUGAAGGGGGAACAACAUUGCGAGAUGGAUCCCAUGAACUGUGUGUUUAUAAAUGCGAUGAACGCGGGCGUUUAAACAAUCCAGUGGAGUACCUUUCCAUGCCUUUCCUUGCCAAAGAAGCCGUGGAUUGUAUCUACUCUUUACCAUUCCAGCGAUCACCCAAAGAAAUAAUGGUCAUUGACACUCUGCUAUGCUCAACCAAACUCACACAAAAUGUUGAUCUCCUGUCAUUACUGAGAUGGAGAUCAGCUCCUGAGGGUAUUGGAGAAACACUUUCAAGACUUACCCGUGUGGAUGGUGCAGAGACGGUCAAGUUCCUACAGGAUGUGUUGGAUGCACUAUUUGCUAUGUUUUCCACUGAUGAUGGGAACUCAACACAACAUUCUGGCCAUGUCUUCCAGGCCCUAGUCUCUAUAAUUAGCCUUCUUGAAGACAGUAAGUUCGAGCAUUUUAAGCCAGUAAUGGAUGCUUACAUCACUGGCCACUUUGCUGCUGCACUUGUAUACAAGGGCCUUAUCAGUUGUGUGAAGCACCUGUCGGACCUCUGCCCUCAGACCGAGAAGCAGGAACCAAUUAUGAAAUGUUUUCGUUCGCUGGAAUAUAUCUUCAAAUUCAUCAUCCAGUCUCGGCUUCUGUUUGCGAGAGCCACAGGGGGACAGAAUGAAGAUUCCUUUAGAGUUGAUGUGGAUAGUUUAUUUGAAUCUUUUGCUCAUAUGCUCAAUAUGCAUCUGGACAACAUCCAAGCUUCUCAGGUUACAUUACUGGAGCAUCUACAGGGGCAUGCGAUCAGCUUCACUCGUGUGCUUAAGCCCGGGAAGUUGCAAAACCAUCUCAGUCCAAACUGCCUGGCCAUCGAAGAAUGCCGUAAAUUCUCAAAAUAUUUGAAGACGAUGCAUCUUGACGGUCGCCUGGAGUUGCGCAUGUGUGGUGACGUUCUCUCUGAUAUGAUCAUCCUUACUCACAAGUAUAGCAGGAAGUAUCCACAGAGUAUGGUACCACCAGCACUGCAACAAGAUAUAGAAACAAUGAUGCUUACAUUGUUUGAUGUGCUGGUCCAGGUGAUCUUGACUCUAGAGCGCUCAGCACCCAGCUCAGAGGCUGAAAACUCCAGGAAUAUUUUUAAUGCAUCUAAUUUGAUUACCUCAAAGGAAGAAAAGAAGAAAAGGGGUUUUCAGGGUAGCAGUACCUUAAUACCGGAUGUGAUGGGUCUGACACAGCUGCUGUCUGCUUUCAAGACCAAAUUUGUUCCUACUCACGCUUCAGUAGUCCUGGGGAGUCUGUCAGUGACUCCGUUUGUACAGGACUACACUCGGUAUACAAAGUUAACUCAGGCUUGUGCUGUGAAUGUCAUUCUACCAACCACACCAGUGCUUAGAGAGAGUAGGUUUAAGGAUAUUGCCUACCUCUGUCUAGUAGUAACUGAAUUUGAAAAGAUGACAGUCACUAAAUGGGGCCAUGGAGGUCAUUAUAUAUUGAUUGGUGGCCACAGAAUGAAAAAGGUUGGGAACCAUUGGUGUCACACAUAUGGGACACCUGGAGGAAAGAUCUCCAAAUGGACCAUUGUGGGAAUGUAUAAGGAUAUGUUACUGCAGAAUGAUGCUGUGUUCAGAAAUAAUAAUCUGACUUAUUUUGUGUCUGCAGGGAACUUAGUAGCAUGCUUAAUGGGCAUUCUGCAGCUUAUGUCCGAGAUACACUACACCAAGCUAUGGGAGGAACACUUGAUCUCCGGCACCCAUCAUCUGCGCCACCUUCUAUACUCGACCAUCGUGCUGCUGGCAGACCUUGUGAGAGCAGCGGUGUUUCCAAGUGACUGGUUUGUCAUGCGCAUGGUUACCAACCACACUAUAUUGACAGCUAUGCAGGAGAUUGCACAGCCACUGAUUUCAACAUUUUUGAAGUCGGGAAGAUUUGACAACCAGGUUUGGAGUAAUUACCUGAAUCUAGCUGUUGGAUUCUUGACGCAGCCUUGCCUCCAGUUGGAGCACUUCUCACAGCAGAAACGUCACAAGGUUUUGGAAAGAUACAAUGACAUGAGAGUCCAUGGCUUCCAGAUACUUUCCAUGUGGCAUAAUUUGGAUGAGCACCGGCUGCACUUCAUACCUGGCAUGGUGGGCCCGUUCCUGGAGGUGACACUGGUGCCGGAGCCAGAACUGCGCAAAGCAACACCCAUAUUCUUUGACAUGAUGCAGGCAGAACAACAAGCAAAAGGCAAUUUCAAACAGGUUGAGACGGAACUUAUAGAUAAGCUUGAUAUAUUGGUAAGCGAAAACAAGGGUGACGAUGAAUACCGUCAACUUUUUAAUACGAUACUUUUGGAGCGUGUACGUUCAAAUGACCCAGUAUGGAGAGAGAGUGGAACAGCUUUUAUCAACUCUGUUACAAGGCUCUUAGAAAGGCUGUUAGACUACCGCAGUGUGAUGCAGGGGGAUGAAAACUGUGACAAGCGAAUGAGUUGCACAGUUAACUUGUUGAACUUCUAUAAGAAUGAAAUUAAUCGACAAGAAAUGUACAUUCGGUACAUCUACAAGCUCCAUGAUCUCCACCUCCCAGCAGGCAAUUACACAGAAGCUGCCUUCACUCUGCAGCUGCAUGCAGAUCAGCUCUCAUGGACACAGAGGAUGCUGCAUGCAGAUCACUUAUAUCAAGCACAGACGGAAACUCAGCGAAAAGAGCUAAUUUAUAUGAAAAUUAUAGAUUACUUUGACAAGGGCAAGUGCUGGGAGCAAGGCAUUCCCCUUCUUGAAGAAUUAGCAGGACAGUACAAAACCAGAUUGUUUGAUUAUCAGAGACUAAGUGAGGUAUUAAAACGUCAAGCUUCAUUCUAUGAGAAAAUACUUAGUGGCAAGAGAUAUGAUAAUGAAUAUUUCCGUGUUGGAUUCUAUGGCCUGGGUCUUCCUCUUUUGUGCGGGUAAGUUUUCUGCAUAAAUAAAGUUUUCAUUUACCGUGGAUUAGAGUAUGAGCAGAUUGUGGCUUUCACCCAGAGGAUUCAGACGGAAUUUCCUCAGGCUAAAAUGCUGCACCACAAUACUCCUCCUGAUGAUACUAUCCGCUCAUCUGAUGGACAGUAUAUCCAGAUCUGUGCGGUGAAGGCAGUCCCAGAGCCAAAUCCCAAGUUUGAGGUUGAAGUUGAUGAAAGAAUUCUCAAAUAUUACACUGUGAACCAUGUCCGCCACUUUGUGUAUGACCGGCCUACGUACCGUGGACCGGCAGAUAAAGAAAAUGAGUUCAAGAACUUAUGGAUCGAGAGAACUACCUACACAACUGAAUGUGAGCUGCCUGGUAUCCUCAAGUGGUUUGAAGUAGUUGAACAAAGGAUAGAACAGUUGUGUCCACCUCAGUAUGCUUGUGAAACUGUGGAACGCAAUAACAAACAGAUUCGCCAAGUUAUGCAGCACUAUCGUGCCAACCCUCAGGUAUCCUUCACAAUGAGGCUUCAAGGCACCAUUGAUGCAGCUGUUAAUGGAGGGAUUGCAAAGUACCAGGAUGCCUUCUUUGGGCCUGACUACUUGGUUGUGUAUCCUGAGUACGCAGAUCACGUUAAUAGACUCAAGGUCCUCAUAUCAGAUCAGACCAUGAUCUUAGAGGGAGCGCUUGAACUCCAUGGAAAGAUUGCACCGCCUGCUAAUCAGCCUCUUCAUAGAAGAUUAGUAGAGGUUUUUGAAGGUUUACGAGCAAAAGUACGGAAGAUGUGCUCAACACCCCAGUCCAACGAUCGACCUCUUCUCUCCAGUCAACUCCCCCGCCUCCUCCAACCCACAGGAGGGCAGACUCUGACCCUGCUACAGAGUUCAGGAGAACGGGAUCAAUUAUCAAGCAACCACACCCAUAGUUCUGGCUUACUUUUAUUUUGUGGAUUGAAAUGUGAAAUAUUCAGAAUCAGUGAAAUCACCUCAAAUCACUUUAUGGGCUUUGGGAUAAGGUGUUCAUGUCAUACUGCUAUACUGAACCACAGAGAGAUAAGUCGUUGGAAUUUGUGUAAGGAUAGAAUAUUAGAGACUCAAGUCUGGAGGCACAACAUUGGAAAAUAUUGGUUCCUAGAAGUCAUCUCCCCUUUGCCACCACUGCCAUCUGAUAAGUGUGCUGUUAGUGUAAGUUCUUCCUCCACAUCCGGCCACUCCUCGCAGAGAUCAUCGCAGGCAUCUUCACUAUAUGCUCAUUUCCACUCAGCUUCUCAUGAUGAUGAAUUAUAUGCCAAGCCUCAGGAAUGGGACGAGGGAGUUGCCAGCAUGCGCGACUCACGGCCCCGAUCUGCCUUCAUUACGGAUAGCAGAGGCUCCUCCCCGAAGUCUCUCUCCAAGUCCCUCAACAAUGAUUAUAUGAUUGUACCUUCUCAGAAAAGCAGUUCUGAUGAAAACAGACGGUCUCGCCACUCUCGUCCACCAAGCCCUCAUUCAGCUAGAAUCUCCGGUACUCAUGACUCACUCAACACUUCAUGGAGCGAUUCUCAUGGAUCACAAGAAUCUCUUCCCCCCUCCCACCAAGAGGACAAAAGAACUUGUGUCUUCAUCCAUGACUGUAAAAGACUACACCAGAUGCAGGUGUUGCAGUAA
Molecule: messenger RNA, 6257 nt
Organism: Penaeus vannamei (Pacific white shrimp)
Lineage: Eukaryota; Metazoa; Arthropoda; Malacostraca; Decapoda; Penaeidae
Source: RefSeq, a predicted model, not a curated record